CUGCAUUCUUGCUUGUCUCAUCAUGGCGACCGAUCUUGCCAUUUUUCACCCUACACCGAUCAGAGCUUCUUCUUUUGGAAAAUCUGAACCUAAUCGCCGGAAGGCCACCGCGCCGAAGUGGUGGUCUCCGAUCUUCGGCUGGUCGUCUGAACCAGACUACGUCGAUUCUUCCUCCGCGGAACAGCCAGUUCAGAAUGCUAAUCCAAAGCUCGAUAGUGGACGAGCCAAAUCUAGAUUCUCGCUUGGAUGUUUCACGGAGGAGAAAGCGAAAAAUGCUCUGAAUGAAAAUGCUGGAGAACUCCCUUUCCAUGACAUUAUGUAUCAUUCGGCGAUUGCGUCCCAUCUCGCUUCCAAUUUGUCGGAUCGAAGCAAGAAAUAGAUCUACGAGCCUUGGCGCAGUGAAGUAUUGUAUUGUGUUUUCGGAAAUCAGUAUCUGUGCUGCCUUUUUCUGUAAAUCGUCGCAACGAAAAAUUUGGGGAAGGAAGUGAAUCUUUCUUUCCUAAAUGAAUUUGCCUCUUCUUUUGCCUUUUAGAUCGUGUAGAUUAGGGAAACUUCAUACCUACAGCAACUAUUUUGCAUCUCUUUAUCGAUUGACGACGAUUGAUUUAGUAUUGUUUUUUUGUUAUAAUCAGUCUAUUUGCAUCAUAGAGACGGUUGCAGAUGAAUCAUACAUCUUGAUGUUG
Messenger RNA from Cucurbita maxima (winter squash), 683 nucleotides. RefSeq lists its product as uncharacterized. NCBI's taxonomy places the organism in Eukaryota, Viridiplantae, Streptophyta, Magnoliopsida, Cucurbitales, Cucurbitaceae. The record is from RefSeq and is a predicted model, not a curated record. The transcript has a single exon. The coding region runs from base 23 to 379 and encodes 118 amino acids.